Oryzias melastigma (Indian medaka) is the source of this 3224-nucleotide messenger RNA. RefSeq names its product nesprin-2. The record is from RefSeq and is a predicted model, not a curated record. Bases 147 to 3224 code for a protein of 1025 amino acids. Lineage: Eukaryota; Metazoa; Chordata; Actinopteri; Beloniformes; Adrianichthyidae. The transcript is spliced from 18 exons.
UAGUACUUGUGUUUGUGUGCACUCCUCCAGUUGUGUCUCCUUCUGUGCAGAGAGCUUUAGGAAGUCUGCAGCCUCUUGUCCUUGAAGAGUUCCUGGGAGCGGUGGAAGGCUUUGGGGCUUUCAGCUCUGGACCCGAGCUGCAGGAUAUGCUCCAACUGUCUAACUCUGUCAGAAAACAGUGGGAGACUAUCACUGAAGAAGACAAGCCUGAGCAGAAACGAGUUGAAGCACUAAGGGAGAUUUGUGAAACGCUGGCACCAUGGAAACCCUCAACUCCUGAGGACGAUGAGCUGUCGGGUCAAACGAGUGGAGCGCUUUUCCAGCGAGAAGGGAGACGGCAUCUUGAAACCAACGCCCCGCUGAGCCUGACAGACUUUCAGCCGGACAGUCAGCCAAGCAGGGGUCUCAGACUGGAACAACAGGAAGACCGCGUGUCUGCUUUUGAGACAACUUUAGUCCAGCAUCAUGAAGACGGCUCAGCAGAGCCCCUGAUAAAGAGUAAAUACCAAAAACCUGCACUGGGCGCCAAAGACCAGAGGUUGAAGGUUCGUCUUCUGGAUUUUGGAGAGAGGAUUCUAGAAAAGCAAACUCAGAUACAGGCAGUUGUCCAGGGCGACGCAGUGGAGUCCAAACAGGAAGCAGAAUGGACCGUGAUUCCAGAGGCGGAGACAUCCUUUGAGCAGAAACCACUGAAGGGAUGGCCGUCUGUGGAGGAACCUGCAGACCAAAUGGAGAGUCUGAAGUCUCUGAUUGCAAAGAAAAUGGAGCAGAUCAUCAAGGAUCCUGUGGAUGUUUCCUCUCUGAAGCUGUUAAAGCCAACAAUGAUUUCUGACCUAAAGGAGAUGCAUGGGACACUUCAGGCGGGAAUGGGAUGUUUGGGACCAAUCCCUGAGGAGGAACCUCUCCAUCAGGAGUUUCACUGCAGAGUUCAUAACCUGGAGCAGCUCAGACAACAGGUUGAGGAAGUUCAAACUGUUUUUCACACUCUGGAUCAGUUCCUGGCUUUGCUGAGAGACGUCAAAGCUGAGAUGUCAACGUGCAGGCCUGAAGAUGAAGUAACCUGGCAGCAGGAGAAGUUCCAGCAUGCAGUAGAACUAGCAGAUGUUCUGGACAGGAGUUUGAAGGCAGCAGGGAUUACUCUGACCAUGGCUGGUGCAGCAGUGACGACCCAAGAUGUAGUAAGAUUUGUGUCUGAAGAUCUGGAAUUACGGAGUAAGAUGGUGACCAGAAGAAAACUUAAAGAGGAACAACAGAUGGAGGUCGAGGAUCUCUUAGAAAUUCUCAACACGGAUACAUCAAAACCACGUGAGCGGCGGGAGUCUUUCCCUCUAAGAGGCGUUGAUGAAGACUUGGGCCUGGAGGUCAAAAGAAGAAGGCAGGAUGAAGAACACCAUGCAAAGUCUGGGCCACAGACAUCUGAGGUGGACCUCCUGAAACCCAAAGAACAGAGAACAAAAAGAAGAAGCAGCCAGAUAGAGAAAGAUGGACCAGAAGAGUUGGGUUUAAUGAAGAGACAAGCAGUGUUGUUGGCAAAACUGAGGGAGAUGAAGGUCAUGGUGGAGCGUCUGGAGCUACAGGAGCCAAGCUUACCAGCUCUGCAGCAGAGGACCCGGGUCUUGACUGAGCUGGAAAGUCUUCUCGCUGCCCUCCUCCCUGAAGUCCAUCACACAUGUGGCACCCCCCCACCAUCAGAAAUCCUUCAUGUGGAUCAGUCCAGAGAACUGGAGGAGCUCUGGGAGGAGACGAAGAAAGCUGUUGUAGAACGGCUGGAGCAAUGCUCAGCCCUGACGGAGCUGCUGAGGAGGUUCCAGAGCGUCCGUGCAGAGAUGAGUGGGACCAUGCAGAGAGCCGAGGGCGCCAUCAGCCUACAGGCCUCCUACGUGGGGAAGGAGAACCUGCUGAGGCUUCAUGCAAAGCUCAAAGAAACCCGGUCAGAACUGAACAAUCUCGGGGAGAACAUUGAGGAUCUCCGCAGAGUCUGCAGGCAGCUCCACGCUCUCCUCCGCCAGGUUCCCGGCUGCACCGCCGCCCCGUUCGAGGGCGAGGCAGAAGCUUUCAUGGACCGUUGGUUGGAUGUGUCAGAGAGAACGGAGUCCAGCCUCGAUAAUCUGCAUCACUGCUUGACUCUGUGGGAUGGAGUUCUUCAUCUCGGGAUGGAAGUGAGCUCCUGGACAGACCGCAAGCUGGAAGCGUUUGCUCAGUCUCCAUCGUUUGAGGAGGAGAUAGAAAUCGAGACAUUAAAGAACAAGAUUUUGACUCAAGAAGAGACUAUCGAGCACUUCCACAGAAGAGCGUUGGAGAUUCAGUCUCUGCUUCACAGUGUGGACGUCCCUCUGGAACUGCAGGUGUUCCAGACUCAGAUGAAGAAGAAAUUAGCUGAGCUGAAGGAUCUUGUUUCUGAAGCGGAGGAGGUUUAUAAACAGACGGUUUCCACUAAAGGACAGAUUACUGGAAGGAUGACGGAGUGUUUGAGCUCCCUGCAGAAGAUCCAAGACUCCCUCCUCGCUCUUGGUGGAGCGGAUUUUGCUACAGUGCUCACCAAACUGAAGGAAUUAAGUUGGCAGCUUCAUUGUCUGGAUGAAGAAGCUGCCAGUGUGGGGGAAGACGUGCGACUUCUGGGCUCCAUAGUGAGUCCAAAGAGCCUCCAGGAUUUGUUGGAGAUGGAGUCUGAGUUUCAAGAGAAAGUCAGGAACACUCACCAGAUCUUUGGGGAAGUGGAGGAGCAGACAGAGAGAAACAUUCAAGAUCUGAACAGAUCCAUCAGUUUGACUCCUGAGGAUGCGGUCGACGGCUCCCAGCAGGUUACUCAGCUCCAGGACCACAAGAGGGCGACAGAGAUCCAGCUCACAGCUCAGCUGGAGGGGAAUGGUGCUCUGGCUGAGAACACGCAGCAGAGGAACGUCACGCAGGAUCCGGCUCGCCUUCAGGAGGAGGAGGAGGAGGAGGAGGAGGAGGAGGAGGAGCUUCCUGCAGAUUUCAGCGGUUUCAGGUCUGCUGCAGUUCAAAAGAAACUGGAGUUUGAUGAAAAUGUAGCAAAGACGUUUGGAGAUUUUAGCAGCCGCCUUGAUGGAUGGAGCCAAACAGAAACCACCAACUCUCAGGUGGAUGUGGAUGAAGGUUUGCUCCCAGAGCGAUCCCUACAGGAAGUUCUGGUGGAGCCCAGCUUUCUCCUCAGCUGUCUGCGGGACGAAGAGGCGUCCAGUCUGGAGAGAAGAGGUCAGUGA